Molecule: messenger RNA, 2383 nt
Organism: Theobroma cacao (cacao)
Lineage: Eukaryota; Viridiplantae; Streptophyta; Magnoliopsida; Malvales; Malvaceae
Gene: SPPA
Product: signal peptide peptidase
Biological process (GO): proteolysis
Molecular function (GO): peptidase activity
Source: RefSeq, a predicted model, not a curated record
CCUUCGCUCUUUUCCCCUUCAGUUCCUCUCCUUAAAUUAAACCAAAAAAAUAAAAUGUCAAAACUGUUACUCUUCCACACUGCUCAUUCCACCCCCAGAAUCCACCCCAGAACUCUCACUUCAAUCCUCUCAAGGCCUCUUUCAGUCCCUUCUCUUUCCAAAUGCCACUCUCCUAUUUCUCUCUUUCCUUCAAUUUCUUCUCCAGCUCUCCACCCCCACCCCCACCUCCAAAAGCAAAACUUUUCAUUCUCUUAUUCCUUUUCCACCCGUGCUUUCGAUGAUUCCUCAUCCUCCGCCGAGACCCAGAAUGAAAAAGAAGAAAAAGUUGGGAGUCAAUGUGGUGAAAAGUUUGAGACUGAGGAGUAUCCGAGUGGAGAAGUGGAGUAUGAGAAGAUGAGUGGGUGGAGGAGUUUCGUUGUUAAGUUUAAGAUGCUUAUUGCAUUCCCUUGGGAAAGGGUUCGAAAAGGCAGUGUCUUAACCAUGAAACUGCGUGGCCAGAUAUCUGAUCAGCUAAAGAGCCGUUUCUCUUCAGGACUGUCUCUGCCUCAAAUUUGUGAGAAUUUCGUAAAAGCUGCAUAUGAUCCUCGUAUUUCUGGUGUCUAUCUCCACAUUGAACCUCUGAACUGUGGAUGGGGAAAAGUUGAAGAAAUUCGGAGGCAUAUUUUGAAUUUUAAGAAAUCAGGUAAAUUUAUCAUUGCAUAUAUCCCUGCCUGUGGGGAGAAAGAGUAUUACCUUGCCUGCGCAUGUGAAGAGAUCUAUGCUCCACCAAGCGCUUAUUUUUCUUUGUAUGGUUUGACUGUUCAAGCAUCAUUCCUUGGAGGUGUUUUUGAGAAGAUAGGAAUCGAACCACAAGUGCAACGGAUUGGUAAAUAUAAAAGUGCUGGGGAUCAGCUUACACGGAAGACUAUGUCGGAAGAAAAUUGUGAGAUGCUUACUUCGUUGCUUGAUAACAUAUAUGGGAAUUGGUUGGAUGUAGUUUCUUCUUCAAAAGGAAAGAAACGAGAAGAUGUUGAGAACUUCAUUAAUGAAGGGAUCUAUAAAGUAGAAAAGCUGAAAGAGGAGGGCUUGAUAACGAAUAUACAUUAUGAUGAUCAGGUUAUCUCAAUGUUAAAAGAGAGGCUUGGAGUCCCAAAGGAUAAAAAUCUUCUUAUGGUUGAUUACAGGAAAUACUCCAAAGUUAGGAAGUGGACUCUUGGUUUAGCAGGUGGUAGAGACCAAAUAGCUGUGAUCAGAGCCUCUGGUAGCAUUAGCCGUGUCCGGAGUCCAUUAAGUGCGCCAAGUUCUGGUAUCAUUGCAGAGCAAAUCAAUGAAAAGAUUCGUAGUGUUAGAGAGUCGAAAAGAUACAAGGCUGCUAUCAUCCGAAUUGACAGCCCUGGAGGUGAUGCUCUUGCUUCAGAUUUAAUGUGGAGGGAAAUAAGACUUUUGGCUGAAUCAAAACCUGUCAUAGCAUCCAUGUCUGAUGUGGCAGCUAGUGGGGGAUAUUAUAUGGCUAUGGCAGCUGGGACUAUCGUGGCUGAAAAUUUGACUUUAACUGGUUCAAUUGGAGUUGUCACAGGGAAGUUUAAUUUGGGGAAAUUAUACGAAAAGAUUGGCUUCAAUAAGGAGGUCAUAUCAAGGGGAAGAUAUGCUGAACUUUUUGCAGCUGAGCAGCGGCCUUUAAGAUCGGAUGAAGCCGAGCUUUUUGCCAAGUCUGCACAGAAUGCAUAUAAACAAUUUCGAGACAAGGCAGCUUUCUCAAGAUCAAUGCCUGUAGAAAAGAUGGAAGAGGUUGCACAAGGCAGAGUAUGGGCAGGUAGAGAUGCAGCUUCACGUGGUUUGGUAGAUGCUAUUGGGGGGCUUUCUCGGGCUAUUGCAAUUGCAAAACAUAGGGCCAAUAUACCCCAGGACAGGAAGGUUACACUUGUUGAGUUGUCGAGACCUUCUCCGACACUACCAGAGAUCUUAAGUGGCAUAGGGAACUCCAUAGUUGGAGUAGACCAAACGCUAAAAGAAGUGCUGCAAGACUUGACGUUUUCAGAUGGAGUUCAGGCCCGAAUGGAUGGAAUCGUGUUUCAGAGAUUGGAAGGAUUGUCUAAUGCUACGCCAGUCUUCAGUUUGAUAAAAGAUUACCUCGGUUCACUUUGAGCUUUAAACAAUUGCCUUGUCCUCAUUGUUUUGGCUGCUUUCUUAUAGUAACUCUCAAGAGAGUAUUUUGAGUUGAUAAAUUUUUAGAUGGAUUCUUUAGACAUGGAAAUUUAUUUCUUCAUCGGAGUUAAUCCAUUUUUAUAAGAGAAGAGACUGCUCUAUUGUUCGUUAUUUUCAGAUAUUUAUAGCAAUGGAGCAUUAUGUUUCCCAUUUAACGUUGUGGAAAGAUAAAUCAUAAAGUUCUCUUUUUCUCUUUGAA